AUGACUUCCUUUUCUUCAGGUCAUGGCGAAUACGAAGAAUUCAACAUAGGAGAGUUCGUGAAUGUAACUGGUCAUAUGAUGUUCGCCUAUGGAGAUGGUCCUGAAGCGCUCGAUGAAACUAGACUAUUCGUUCUUGACAUCGUACGUCAUCAAAUGAACAUGCUUUUACGUCGGGUAUGGCAUCAAAUGGUACAAAACCAUCAGAGAAAAGUUUUCACAUAUGUCAACAUAUUUGGCUUGUAUAAAAAUCAUCCAAUCCGAUUACGUAGCGCCAGGCUCGAACAAUCGUCGUUAAGACGCCACAUGCUUUACCGUGUAAUGGUCGAUCAGGGACGGAAACGUGGUCAAAAUUAUUUCGAGAAUAGAAUGGAUAUCAACGAAACCGGGUCUACGGAGGUGUUGUGCUUGAAAAAACGGGCCCCACACAUCUACUACGCCCUAAUCGAUGCUGGAUUCGAAAAUCAAUUAGCAUUCCUCUGCGAAGAGCGCCGUAUACAGGAAUGUGAUCCGAAUCUUGCUAAAAUCAAAAUGUUCCUCAAGAAACGAUAUCGUCUCUUAUCCGCUGAACAUAAAGAACUUCUCGAUUACGCCAGACGUGUUUCGUCCGCAUUCCGUGCUCAUCGCUUCCAUGAAUUUCUGGGAUUUCCUGACUUACAGACGGAUCUCAUCUAUAUACUCGACUUUUUGGCCAGAGAAAUAGUAAUGGAGGUCACCUAUCGUGCUGCUCAAGCACGUCAGGUUGAGCAGGAAAAACUUCUCACAACUCCCAGUUCCAUGAAGCAACCAUCUUCGAAGAAAAAACUAGCCAUUGAAAGCCUUGAGCUUUGCUAUUAUGAGGAAAGGGCUGGCGUACUUUGCAGUGGAUGGUCGAAAAAAAUCAAGACAUUCUUUCGGCGAGAGCAGAACAAAGUAGUAAACGUUAACUUAUGGUAA
Messenger RNA from Cooperia oncophora, 933 nucleotides. NCBI's taxonomy places the organism in Eukaryota, Metazoa, Nematoda, Chromadorea, Rhabditida, Trichostrongylidae. The record is from the annotation of a GenBank genome assembly.